CUUGUUUUUCCACCGCAUUCCUCACUACAGUAAGUCAACAGCUUCUCCCUAGAUUUUUCAUUGCCUCUUCAAGAUCCCAGGGCCUGUUCUUCGUCUCGCACUUUUUCGGCAUUCAUUCCAUGUGUGAUCUUCACUAUGACCUGACCGAAUGCAUCUGUCUAAUUGUACCGCUGACGUGAUGUUCAGUUUUCAGUACCACAACCUAGUGAUAGUACUGAUGCGCCUCCUACUUUGUGGUUCUGCUGAGGAUUCACUCAUCCACGACCAAGGUACGACGAAGAAGCCCCCAUCGAUCCUUCACAAAUCUCAGGUGAAGCUCGAGACCCCGAUGCGCCUGUACUACGCGCACCACAGCUUCAAAGCUUGCAACCCCUGGGUCAUAUUUGCGACGAGCAUCGUGGGCAACAAUGCUAUCAGCGCCUCAGGAACCAAGGAUGCCGAUGCAGCCCAUGAUCUGGUCGUCGGCCAUCGCUCCGCUUUGAUCCUUACUGCAAAGGCUUUCGAAGACCAUGGUCUGAACUUCUACGACACAACUCGAUUCGUCAUUCAACUACACAGCGUCACCCAAGUCUAAGACUUGCAGCUGCUCCGCACAUAUGUCAGGGCUGCAGACCUCAGCUCAGUUGAUCAGGCCAUGCUUGCGCAACAUCCCCGUAGUCAAUGGCCGGUCCCGGUCAUAGCGAUUAAUGAAGACCCAGAGGAGUACAGGCUGAGCGUGAUUACUUCUAAAGUCC
Molecule: messenger RNA, 734 nt
Organism: Didymella exigua CBS 183.55
Lineage: Eukaryota; Fungi; Ascomycota; Dothideomycetes; Pleosporales; Didymellaceae
Exons: 1
Coding region: 149-574 (141 amino acids)
Source: RefSeq, a predicted model, not a curated record